AUGGAGUUCCGGCCUCGUAAUUACAUCGCCGAAGAAGAAACCCACUCGCUCACUCGCUCAGCCGCCGAUCAUCACCCUCUCUCAGCUGUACCUCCAUCAUCGUCUGCGCCCCCGCCUCCGGAGAAUAAGCUUUCCCACAGUGAGGAUGCCAAUUUCUUCGAUCCUCUACGAGGAGAACGGAGGGGCGGGGAGUCCAUCUCAAUCGACGAGGCCCCCGACAGGGAGAAUGCUUCUAUCUCAGGGCGCUCUGCGGUUCCCUAUCCCCAAGCUCCGUCCAAGGAAUGGAACUCUUUCAAGAGGCUUUUAAUGCAGAAGUUCCCCGUCUCCAAAAUAAUCGCAGUUUCCUCGGUGUCUGAUGUGAUCGUUAAGGGUGGCAAGGCCUUUGAGAAGCCUGAUAGAACCAUGCUUGUCGAUGAAUUGGAUGAUGUUGAAAAUGAGGUUGUGAAGAUUACCCAACAAGAGUAUGUCUCCCGGUUAUAUGAUCUCAAAGAUGAAAUCAACCGCGCUUGGAACAGUGAUGAUCGUGUAACUGCUUUGAAGUUAUCUAUCAAGGUUGCUAAGCUUCUGGUGGAUACAUCAGUCCUGCAGUUUUAUCCUACAUUAUUUGUUCUUGCCACAGAUGUGAUGGACAUGCUUGGGGAACUGGUCUGGAAGCGCAUUAGGCAGAAAGCUGAAUAUGCCGAAAAUGGGACAAUGCUCGAUAUUUUACCAGAGAAUUUUAAAGCAAAUGAUGUUUGCUUUGAUGCUAAAGAAACAUGCAAUAACUGGUUCUGCAAAGUUGGUGCUGUUCGUGAACUUCUUCCACGCAUAUACUUGGAGCUGGCUAUUUUACCCUGUUGGCGUUUUCUGCUUGACCGGCCAGAAGAUAAUCUCCAGCGACUUGUUAUGAUGAUAAGGGGGUUAGCUGAUCCAUUAGCAUCUGCUUAUUGUCGUUUGUAUAUGGUCCACUGUGCACAGAAGUUGCAUACAUCUGAUAAAGGACAUCUGAUUGCCUGUAUUAAUGACUUGAACAUUCUGUUCAUGCGACCUGCAUCAGCAAAGGAAACACGACAUGGAUAUUUGACUGACAAGAAAAAAUUGCUUGUUACUCUAAUUGACCCAGCUAUCGAGUAUAUCAUGAAAUGCAUAUUUGACAAUGCAUCUAAGGUCCAUAUAGAUGAUGCGCUUGUUGGCCUUCGGCUGGCCAGAAAUCAAGUUGAUAUAGUUGAGCGUCCGGCAUUUGUCUCAAUUGUUCUGCACCAUCUACUAAAAGAACUCCCAGCUGAGAUAUUGAACUCGCAUGCCCAGGAUUUCCUCCAUCUGAUUCAGUUCAGCAAAGAUUAUACUUUUGAUCAGUGUUUGAACUACAGGUUACUAGGAUUCAGACUUGGUGAACAUAGGUCUCAGAUAGAAGUCUUGAACUUAGUUCUCGAGGAAGUGAUGCAGGCUAUCAGUCAAUAUGAGAGACUUGAUGAGUUCUUAAAUGUUGUGGAUUCUUAUAUAGACAUCGUUCUUCAAAAUCAAAUGGAUGGUUACUUGAGCAGUAUUUUAAAGGCCCUCGCAAUGCGCAUUUCCAGUAAAGAGGUUACAGAAGACGACUCGAGAAUCUUGCAGUCCAUUAUGAUAAAACUUCUUUCUCGUUUGAAGGACUUGGAUGAGAUUUUUGCUUUGAGCCAUUUCCUUGACAUCUUAGAUGUGAUGUAUGGACGCUCCAGGAAUGCAGUGAAUCUGCAUAUUCUUGACAUGGCUACAAGGAAGGGUCGUUUGCGUGAUCCGGCAGCCAUACAACUUCUUUUUGAAAUUUCUCAAUCUCUUCAUGAUGGAAUAGAUCUAUCUUACGAGAAAGAUGAUUAUGCUCGACAGCUGGCACGUCUCAUUUCUCGUUUUGUGCAAAUGGUUGACUAUGGUACUGAGUUGGAACAGCAUUUAAUGUUCUUAGUCGAAUGUCGUGGGGCUUUUGGCAGCAUAAAUGAAUUAAAGGAAACUCUUGUUCACUCAAGUAAUAGUUUGGCGACUGAGGCUUUGAAAGAUGACAAAAAGCAAAGCACUUUGGUUAAAUCUUGCAUUGCAUUUAGUGAGGUUACGAUACCCAGUAUUCCAACUCAAGUUAGGCAGCUGAAUCUCUAUCUGGAAACAGCUGAGGUUGCCUUAUUAGCCGGUUUAGUUUCCCAUUCAGAUGGACUGGUAGCUUCUGCUGUCAGCUGUUUAGAAUCUAUGGGGUCCUUAGAUGGCUACCGAACACCAUCUGAUGUUGAUGGAAUACUCUCCUCGGUUCAAAAACUGUGCAGCCUCUUGGUUAUGGUUCCAGGUGGAUCUAGCCAUUGUAUCACAGAAGUUCCAGACAACAUCCUCUCUCUUGUUUGUUCUGAAUCAUCAUGGUUGACUGGAAGGAUUAGGACAAGGAUGCUUUGUGCAACAGUACUCUUGGUGGCGACACUUUCACAAUGCAAGCUCCCAUACCAGGCAUACCAUCUGGAGGUUCCUAGCAAUGACUUGUUAUUCUUUGGGGAUUCUUCCUAUCUACAAGACCUUGUAUCAUUCUCCGAACGUGUCCUUCAGAGCCUUGUAGGUUCGAUAGAGCAAGAGCAAUCGAAGGCUGGCCGCGGAAGCAUGGCUCUCGAAGCUUGCAACUGCAUAGCAUCCACCUUCAAAGCAAGUGGUUACGUAUCGGAACUGUGCUGGAAUCUGAUUGAGACUGCUACAUCGUGUUUGAGUGCCAACGACAAGUACCUGCAGUCCACCAUUCGAUAUCUGAACCAGCAGCAGCUUCUUCCAGCUUCUAAACCGUCGGCUCCUAUUGUUCCAUGA
Molecule: messenger RNA, 2787 nt
Organism: Linum trigynum
Lineage: Eukaryota; Viridiplantae; Streptophyta; Magnoliopsida; Malpighiales; Linaceae
Source: the annotation of a GenBank genome assembly